AUGGCAAACAUAUGCGAACAAGAAAGAAGGAAAGAAAAAUUGCAAAAGAAAAACUUUAUGCAAGCAGCAAAAUUGGCCUGGGACGAAUUCGUUUCAUUGCCACCUCAACAUUUCGUGGACAUUCGAAGAUAUUUUGGUGGCAGUGAAGGGAAAAGUGCCCUCACGGAGCUAAGAGCUAGUCAAGGUAGUCCUGUAAGAAGAAAUACACGAUGUCAGGUUCCACAGAAGAAACCAAGUAAGAAGCCGCUGGUAGCAGAUGUCGUGCUCUCCGACACAUGUAAGCAUGAAUGUUAUUCAAAAAGCUCGUUAUCUUUGCAGUUUACAAAACCGAAAUCUAUCCUUUGUAGCAAAGUGAAUAUCGAUGUGGAAUAUUAUGUAAAAUACUAUGUUAUAAUACAGUAUAUUAUAUAA
Loa loa (African eye worm) is the source of this 411-nucleotide messenger RNA. RefSeq lists its product as hypothetical. The coding region runs from base 1 to 411 and encodes 136 amino acids. The transcript has 3 exons. The record is from RefSeq and is a predicted model, not a curated record. Lineage: Eukaryota; Metazoa; Nematoda; Chromadorea; Rhabditida; Onchocercidae.